Zychaea mexicana is the source of this 2829-nucleotide messenger RNA. RefSeq names its product 6-phosphofructokinase. Gene Ontology annotation, cellular component: cytoplasm; mitochondrion; 6-phosphofructokinase complex. Gene Ontology annotation, biological process: canonical glycolysis; fructose 1,6-bisphosphate metabolic process; fructose 6-phosphate metabolic process. Lineage: Eukaryota; Fungi; Mucoromycota; Mucoromycetes; Mucorales; Lichtheimiaceae. Gene Ontology annotation, molecular function: ATP binding; 6-phosphofructokinase activity; monosaccharide binding. The record is from RefSeq and is a predicted model, not a curated record. The coding region runs from base 1 to 2829 and encodes 942 amino acids. The transcript has 5 exons.
AUGCCACACGGCCUCUCGCAUAUCGUGCUCCAUGCAUGCACGCCCGACGAUUUUGACCACACAUUGAACUUUUAUACCAGCCUCGGCUUUGAACAGAUCUUGGACCAGCGGUACACAGACGGCGCAGACGAACGACGCGUCUGGCUCAAGUUGAGCGCAGUGGAGCACACGCUGACGACAGACAUCACCUUGAAGCUGACCUUGACCGCGUCAGCCAUGCGACGUGACCAGCCACCUGCUGAUUUGGACUGGUCCUUGGAAGAAACUGGCAUUGUCCUGUCGACUGCCGACAUCCAGCAAGUCAAAGUCAAACUCGAAACAAUUGGCGCUCCCUACCAAGAAAAGGACAUCCAUCACAACCACAAGAUUUAUGCACUCGACCCCUUGGAAAACCUCAUUGUCUUUACCGACAAGCCUGCCUUCCCGAGUCUGCUCACCCAAGAUCAGGCCAGCCAAGGCGUCCCUCCGCCCGUGGAUGCUGCCGCACAGCCCGCCACGCGCACCCGCAAGAUCGGUGUCCUGACAUCCGGUGGUGAUGCGCCCGGUAUGAACGCUGCUGUCCGUGCUGUUGUGCGCUACGGUAUCUCCAAGGGAUGUGACGUCUAUGCCAUCUACGAAGGCUACCAAGGCUUGGUGGAUGGCGGAAAGUGCAUUCGUAGGAUGGAUUGGAAGAGCGUGCGUGGAUGGUUGGCUAUCGGUGGUACGACCAUUGGCACAGCUCGUUGCAUGCCAUUCAAGACGCGUGAGGGCCGUUUACAGGCUGCCGAGAACUUGGUCAAGAAGGGCAUUGAUUCCUUGAUUGUGUGCGGUGGAGACGGCUCAUUGACAGGUGCAGACGUGUUUCGUUCGGAAUGGGGUGGCCUUGUCGAUGAAUUAAAGCAGAGUGGCAGAAUCACGGCAGAAGAAGCUGAGACGUACCAGCACCUGACGAUUGUCGGACUUGUGGGCAGUAUCGAUAACGACAUGUCCAGCACAGACAUCACCAUUGGCGCGGUGACUUCGCUACACCGCAUCUGUGAAAGCGUCGAUUCGAUCAACACCACGGCCUUGUCGCACUCGCGCGCAUUUGUCAUUGAGGUCAUGGGCAGACACUGCGGCUGGCUGGCCCUGAUGGCCGGUAUUGCUACUGGCGCAGACUUUGUGUUUAUUCCGGAACGACCUCCCGCAGGCGAUGACUGGGAAACGUCCAUGUGCGAAGUGACACAACGCCACCGUGAACUCGGCAAGCGCAAGACGGUCAUCAUUGUGGCCGAGGGUGCCAUUGACCGCUCGCUGAACCCAAUCAAGGCCAAGCACAUCAAGAACAUUUUGACAGACAGACUUGGCCUGGACACGCGUGUCACGACCCUGGGCCAUACCCAACGCGGUGGUUCUCCUGCCGCCUUCGACCGUAUCCUUGCCACGAUCCAAUCCGUGGAUGCCGUGGAAGCCGUCCUGCGCUCCACACCCGACACACCCUCGCCCUUGAUCGGCAUGAGCAGCAACAAGGUCACCACCGGUCCGUUGAUGAAGGCCGUCGAGCUCACACACGAAGUCGCCAAGGCCAUCAGCGAAAAGAACUUUGCGCGUGCCAUGGAGCUCCGCGAUCCACAAUUUGCCGAAGAAUACGAAGCAUACAAUGCAAGCACCAUUCUGGACGACAAGUCGCGCUUGUUGCCCGAACACCAGCGUUUGCGUAUCGCCAUCUUGCACGUGGGUGCUCCGGCCGGUGGCAUGAACGCUGCCACCCGCACAGCCGUCCGCUAUGCCUUGAACCGCGGCCAUCGCCCCUUUGCCGUGUACAACGGCUUCCCCGGCCUUGUCCGUGGCUCGCUUGAAGAAGUGUCGUGGAUCGGCGUGGAUGGCUGGACGUCGCACGGCGGCUCAGAGUUAGGCACCAACCGUGCUGUGCCCGGCAAGGACGUGGACAUGGGCAUGGUCGCAUACCAGAUGCAGCAGCACAACAUCCAGGCCCUGCUCUUGAUUGGUGGUUUCGAAGCCUUCUCGUCCAUGAUGAAGCUUGAAGAGGCCCGUGAAAAGUACCCAUCGCUGUGUAUUCCCGUGUGUCACAUCCCCGCCACCGUCUCCAACAAUGUCCCAGGUACCGACUAUUCGCUUGGUUCAGACACGUCCCUGAACGCCAUUGUCGAGUCCUGCGACUCAAUUGCCCAGUCGGCACGCUCGUCGCGUCGCCGUGUGUUUGUGGUGGAAGUCCAGGGUGGCAAGUCGGGUUAUCUGGCGGUAGAGGCUGGCCUGGCCACGGGUGCCAACACGAUCUAUAUCCCCGAAGAAGGCAUCUCCCUCUCCCGCUUGCAAUCCGAUGUCAAGCACCUGAUGGCAUUGUACAUGGAUGACGAUGCCGACAAGUCUGAAGGACGUAUCAUCUUGCGAACAGAAGGUGUCAGCGACACCUACACCAAUGAUGUCAUUAGCAAUAUCCUAAAGGACGAAGGCCAUCAGUUAUUUGAUUCCCGAACAGCGGUCUUGGGCCAUAUCCAGCAGGGCGGCACACCUUCGCCCAUGGAUCGUAUCCGUGCCACCCGUCUGGCCAUGCGUGCGAUCCAGUUCAUGGAGCUCCACUCGUCUGAAGCGCUCAACACUGCGUACGAAGGCAGCGCCAAGACGCCGCCGGUCGAAUUGACAAAGACCAAGGACUCGAUCGCGGUCAUUGGUAUCUCUGGUGUGGAUGUGGUGCACAGCUCAGUGCAGGACCUGUUGCCAAAGACAGAUCUCAAGAACCGUAAGCCGCGUGGUGCUUGGUGGUACGAGCAUCGUCCACUGGUUGAUUUGCUGUCGGGUCGUGGUUUGUUCACCGCUCAAGCUCAAGCCCAAGCCCAACAAUCAAAUUAG